AUGCUCCCCCUCGUGCGCGCAAUCGAGUCGAUCUCUGGCAGUGCGUCCGCAACGUUGACGACUGCUUCGACGGGCCUGUUGCACAUCUCUGGACAGCCACGCUCUCCCGUGUCGGGGGAGGUUCCCGCACACCACGACUCCCAAGUUCUUCUCUUGCUCUUGAACCUCCACCAGGCCCUGUUAGCAGUCGGUGGCUCUAUUGCUGGCAUCACUCGCCUGACCCUCUACAUCGUCAACUAUAACCCCCAGCAACACCAACAAGCCCGUCACGUCCAGCGUUUCCUGCGCUCCCACAACCCCAUCAUCACCUCGUUCCUGUCCCUCAACUCGCAGAGCCUGAAUGGCGAUUCCUCGUCGACGCUGAAGCUGUCAUCUCCCCUGCCGUUUCGCGGUCAGUGCCCACCGGCGAACAGGAGGCAUGGGAUGUCAUUAUCCUCGGCGCUGGUCUGUCCGGUCUCACGGCGGCUGAUCAACUCAUACACUUACGGAUACUUCACGAAAGCAAUGCUGGUUUUCAAAGCCCUUUUGGGUUGA
Messenger RNA from Aspergillus chevalieri, 534 nucleotides. RefSeq lists its product as uncharacterized. The record is from RefSeq and is a predicted model, not a curated record. Bases 1 to 534 code for a protein of 177 amino acids. The transcript has a single exon. Lineage: Eukaryota; Fungi; Ascomycota; Eurotiomycetes; Eurotiales; Aspergillaceae.